Centropristis striata (black sea bass) is the source of this 732-nucleotide messenger RNA. RefSeq names its product cocaine- and amphetamine-regulated transcript 3 (gene cart3). Gene Ontology annotation, molecular function: neuropeptide hormone activity. The transcript is spliced from 3 exons. Gene Ontology annotation, biological process: cellular response to starvation; adult feeding behavior; G protein-coupled receptor signaling pathway. Lineage: Eukaryota; Metazoa; Chordata; Actinopteri; Perciformes; Serranidae. The record is from RefSeq and is a predicted model, not a curated record. The coding region runs from base 28 to 411 and encodes 127 amino acids.
GACUAUUUGCGACUGGGAAAGGGCCACAUGCUGCCGCGCAUCGGGACCAUGCAGACCACCUCCAGGCUGCUCAGCGGGGCGCUCCUAUGCGCACUGCUGCUUCUCUCCAGUGCCGCUGGAGCCGAAGUGUUUGACACCGAGUCCGAAGAGGAGCUGAGCCCCAGAGCCCUGCGGGACUUCUAUCCCAAGGGUCCGAACCUGACGAGCGAGAAGCAGCUGCUCGGAGCUCUCCAAGAAGUUCUUGAAAAGCUGCAGGCUAAACGACUACCUUUAUGGGAAAAGAAAUUUGGCCAAGUCCCAACGUGUGAUGUCGGGGAGCAGUGCGCAGUGAGGAAAGGCGCGCGGAUCGGAAAGAUGUGCGACUGUCCCCGGGGAGCUUUCUGCAACUUUUUCCUGCUGAAGUGCUUAUGAGCCUCGCUGGAUUUGAAUGUAGCAUUGAGAUGGGGGAAGAGAGGAAAAACUGUCACUCGAUUCCUUUGUAAUUACUGUCAUAUUUUUUAUGAUGCAGAUGGGGGGCAGCUGGGGCGACUGCCCAACCCUUACGAAAAAGAACUAUAGUAGUUCUAUGAUAUUGUAUCAAAGAAAAAAUAUAAUGAUAUUAUCGUGAUGGACAGGAGAGUACUAUAAAGACCCAUAAGGUUAAAUAUUCAGAACCACUUUAUGUCCGUAGGAAACUCACAGGAUCGUUCUCGUGAUGUAGCUUAUAAAUAACUCACAAAGCACUAUAAUAAA